CAGUAACCCAUGUGUCUCCUGCUGCGUUCUCUACCGCAUUGAUAGACUUGUUUCUCUAUCUGGCAGAAUCCAAUGCCUCUGCUUUCGCCUAACUUCUCUCUCUGCUUCUUCUUGACGAUAUUGCUCUGUUUCUCUUCUUACUAUGCAAGGAGCAUUGAUCCUCGGUCUCUCGCGGUCUCUGGGUUGCAGUGGUCUCCGUUGUAUUAUUUUUAUCUCUUCUUCUUUUUACUUCCGGUGAAGUGCAUGAUUCACUGUGAGCUUCCUCUGUGAGUUGAAACCUAAAACUGAUAUUUUUGCUUUUUGUUCUUUGAUUCCCAUUUCGAGCUACAUAGCGGCCAUGCAUCCUCUGUCUCUCGCUUUCUUUGUGUUGUAGUAGCCCAAAUAAGCUGCCGUCCGUUCGCGGUGCCUCCUCCUCCUCCAUUGUACCUUUUCUACCUCUUCCUUUCCGGUGAGUUGCGCUCCUUUCCGGUGAGGUACGCUCCUCCUCCGCCGUUGUACCUCUUCUAUUUCUUGUUAUUUGAUUCCCAUUUCGAAUUGCGUAGAGGCCAUGCAUCCUCUGUCUCUCGCUUUCUUUGUGUUGCAGUAGUCUAGAUCAGCUGCCGUCUGUUCGCGGCGCCUCCUCCUCCUCCAUUGUACCUUUUCUACCUCUUCCUUUCCGGUGAGGUGCGCUUCUUUCCGAAGACGGUUUUCUUCCCCUCGGCCGCCGCUCCUCAGAUCCCUCAAACCCAGAACUACCAACAAUAACCACCAUCGCCACUUCGCCUUCUACACCAGGAACUUUUUGGUGCUUUUGUUGUGCUACGUUCUCCUUCACUGUCAGUUUCUCCUCAGAGUUUCUCAUUCCUCUUUUGCUUGUAGUGGUCAUCUGUUUUCUUGGCAAGUUCUGGCUUUUUUCUAUUGGCAGAGAUGACUAGUGGGAUGCUGCUCGUGGAUUUCUCAGUAUCUGAUCUCAUCAAUUUUUUGGGUUUUCUUUUAUAGUGGUGCUGCAAUUGGACAUUUCUUUGGUUCUUUUCCCUUACACGUUUGUUUCAUCAAUUUAUUGGAAAUGGUUCAGGUUAAGUAGGGGAAACGUAAGAAGAAUCAGCAGCGAUGGCAGUGCCUUUGCUUUCAAAGAAGACAGUGAAGAAAAGGGUCAAAAAGUUCAAGCAACCCCAGACAGACAACUCAAACACUCGCAUCCAACUUGCUAAGAAAAGUGGAAAAGGGGAAUACAGGAAGUGUCAUUAGUCUUCCCAAGCAUAGUAGGAAGGUCACUCAUCAUGAAUAUGAAGUCUAAACAGCAAAUGGAAGAACAAUUACAAAAAAAGGAAAACCAAAAGUACUGUAAUGUUUGCGGACCCAAGCUGACAUAAAAAGCUAGAGACACCAAAAGCUGUUACACCUAGAGCUGUUACUAAGGGAACAAAGGGACAAGUUCAUACAAAUUCAUCUAAUAUAGGUGAUCUGGUUUCAGAAGGAUCUCUGAAUCCUUAUGCAGAUGAUCCCUAUGCAUUUGAUUAGAGUAUGAAGCGUUUGGGUCGACCGUGAAGAAGCCAGUGCAAAAAAAAAGAAAAAAAAGAUUUGUCUACAAAAAAGGUUGCUUCUACCCACUGAUUAUUCUAUAAGAUUUAUUGCAUGCAUUGUUUUCUAUGUCCUGAGCUACAUUAGACGAGGAAACUUUUUUAAACGUUUAGCUUGUUCAAUAUUGAUCUAGCAUAAUGCUAUGAGAUCAUUUUGGUAAAUCUACAGUCUGGCAUGACUACUGAAUGUUCAGUUGUUCUUGAUACUGCUAAGGAGCUGUUUCUCUUAGUUAAGUUGUUUGUAGUAUCAAAUCACUGCUGCAUCUGGAUUUUGGCAGGAACUAUAUCAUGCAAUAGAAGGCUUUGCAAAUGGAGGAUGAAACUUUUUAAUUCUAGACAUUUUAGCACACAAAAAAUGUACAUUGCAACUGUAAUAAUGUUCCUUCAUCGAUAAACAAGAAUUAAACGUUUGCAUGUGUCUGAAAUGCGAAAUUGCCUGUUUUCGUGGCUCCAAAACUCUUAUCUGGAAGUUUGAUUGCUACAAUAACACAAAGCUCUUGUUAAAGAUGUAUGGCCAAUAUUGCAUUCCCCUCUGCAUCUUGAUUUUUUGUGAAAAGAAAUUAUGUUUCUCGAUUUUUCGUGUCACUUUUGUUUGUGCCUCCAAUCUUUUACCCCAACAAUGUCGUGCCACGUGAGAAAACUAAAAUCAAUUGAGGGUCUCUUGUCAACAUAUAAGACUAUUUGUAUACCUUGCUUGAGGUCAGGGAAUGUAUGAUUUCCCUAGGUUCAUCGUGGAUUUGUUAUUAGUUAUUAGUUUUUAAAAACCCUAUGCAUUCCUUGGUUUCCUUUUUUUUUCGGUGGUUAAUGUUAUUUUUGUUAUAGAGCAUGGAUCCGGGUCACUUUUCAUGAUGAUACUGGGUGUGUAAAUGUUAUUGCAUUAGGUGUCGAAGCUGAGAAGCUGGUUGGUGUUAGCACGCUUGACAUGUUUGAGGCUGCUGACGAUGAGGUUAUGUGUUGCUCUUUUCUCAUGCAUAGAUACCUGAACUUGGAGAUUGUUCAACUAUAUGUAGCCAGGUGAAUUGAUAUACGACCCUGAAAUUGAGAAGGCAGCGCGUAGGCGUAGGCAAGAGACCAAAAGACGAAAAGAAGGGCAAUUAUUUACUGCAAACGAAUCAAUAGAAGAUGAAUUUAGCAUGACCAACAACCGAACAUUAAGGUAACUGGCUGCCCCGGAGUUGACCCACCAACAUUUGUGCAUUACAUUCCCAACUUUGGCUGAAAAUACCUCAUUCGAGCUGAAAUCAGGGUUAAUUCACCUCCUACCAUCGUUCCAUGGUCUCUCUGGUGAAAAACCCCACAAACACGUUCUGGAGUUCGAAGUGAUUUGUUCUAGCAUGAAACCUCCUGGGGUAACUGAAGAGCAAAUUAGACUUGGAGCCUUCCCUUUCUCUCUCAAAGAUGCAACGAAAGAUUGGCUAUACUACCUAUUUGUAGGUAGUGUUACCACAUGCGCACAAUUGAAAAAAAAAUUUCUAGAAAAAUUCUUCUCUGCAUCCCGGACUACAAGUUUGAGGAAGGAGAUAUGCAGCAUUAAGCAGUACCUCAGGGAGUCCUUGUAUGAUUAUUGGAAAAGGUUCAAUAAGUUGUGCACUAGAUGCCCACAGCAUCAAAUUAAUGAACAACUAUUGAUCCAAUACUUUUAUGAAGGGUUCCAGUCAUCUGACAGAAGUAUUAUUGACGCUGCGAGUGAAGGAGCACUGGCAAAUCAGAAACCGAGGGAAGCGUGGGAGUUUAUUGAAGCAAUUGUAGAAAACUCUCAGCAAUUUCGCUUUCGUGAGAGUAACCCUCCUCUAUUACCUACCCGUAGGGUCAACAAGAUAGAGACGUCAUCUACUCAGCAGCAACUGUCAGAGUUGACGUCUUUUGUUCGGCAAUUAGCCGUAGGGAAUGCGCAGCGAGCGAAUGUCUGUGGAAUUUGUACAAGUAUGGAUCAUCCCAUAGAUGCAUGUCCCAUCUUGCAAGAAGAUGGAGCUGAACAUGUAAACAUGGCAAGAUAUUUCAACACAUACAAUCCGGGUUGGAGGACCCAUCCCAACUUCAACUACGGAAAUAGGCCAUAUAAUUCAUUUGGAAAUCGUCCUCCAGAAUUUCAACAAUCAUGGCAACCAAAGCCUUAGCCUUCGUCUGCAGAUUCAGGAGAAUCUUUUGGCGACAUUGUCAAGAGUCUGGCCAUUAAUACUACUCAGUUUCAAAAGGAAACGAGAGCGGGCUUAUUGGAAACUAGGCCGGGCAUAAAAGAUAUGGAGACUCGAAUGAGCCAAAUGACAACUGCCAUUAAUCGCCUAGAGUCUCAGGUUUUUAAAAAAUUACCAUCACAACCCAAGAGAAAUCUAAAAAAUGGGAGUGCCAUGACACUGAGAAAUGACAAGGAAGUAGAGGGACUUAAGUUGGCAAACCUAAAAAGUAAAAGUGAAGAAGAGAUAGAAAAGAAGAUUGAAAAUGAAGAGCGCAUUCACGAAGACCCUAAGGUAACACUUACUCCUUCAAUUCCUAUUAAAUCUAACUUACCUUUUUUUCCUUGCAGGUUGGAAAAGACAAAGAAGGCAGAAAAGAAAAAAAAGAUCCUGGAUGUGUUCCGAAAAGUGGAGAUUAAUAUUCCCUUGUUGGAUGUUAUUAAGCAGAUACCGAAAUACACGAAGUUUUUGAAGGAUCUGUGCACUCAUAAGAAGAAGUUAAGAGAUGAUGAAAGAGUGGCGGUGAAAGAAAAUGAGUCGGUUAUAUUUCAAAGAAAACUUCCACCAAAGUGUGGGAACUCAAGUAUGUUCACAAUUCCAUGUAAAAUAGGGGAUGCCCCAAUUAAGAAAGUAAUAUUGGAUUUGGGGGUAUCGAUUAACGUGAUGCCUAAAACCAUCUAUGCCUCUCUAAAUCUUGGGUUGUUAAAAGGCAUAAGUAUCAUAAUUCAACUAGCAAACUAUACCAAUACUUAUUCAGAGAGGUUAGUUGAAGAUGUUUUCGUACAGGUCAAUGAGUUAGUUUUUUCUGCGAAUUUUUAUGUCUUAGACAUGGGGGAUGAAAGGUCAUUAAAUCCGUCACCUAUUUUGUUAGGUAUAUCAUUUUUUAACAUUGUUAGGAUAAAAAUAGAUGUGAAUGAAGGUAUUCUAUCAAUGGAGUUUGAUGGAAAAAUUAUAAAUUUCAAUAUUUUUGAUGCGAUGAACUACUCGGAGGAAUCUAACUCUGUUUUUGCUUUAAGUAUUAUUGAGUCCCUUAUACAGAAAACAUUUGAAUUGGAUAGGGAGGAUGCACUGAGAGUGGCUUUGGCGAAACAUCUCGAGUUGGAAUUAACUCUUGAUGUGAAAAUAAGUGAUGAGUUAUACCGUACCGUUGAAGCACCCAAGUUGGAGCUUAAGUCUCUCCCGAAACAUCUGAAGUAUGCAUUUCUCGGGGAUAAGGAGACACUACCGGUGAUAAUUUCUACACACCUGUCAUUGAGUCAAGAAGACAACCUAGUUCGUUUUCUUCAAGAUCAUAAGGAGAUGAUUGGGUGGUGUAUAGCAGACAUCAAGGAGAUCAGUUCGUCCUCAUGCAUGCACCGAAUACGGCUCAUAGACAAUGCAAUACCAGUGAGACAAGCGUAACGAAAAUUGAACCUACUGAUGAUGGAAGUAGUUAAGAAGGAGAUACUCAAACUCCUGGAAGUAAGAAUCAUCUUCGCCAUCUCAGACAGCCCAUGGGUGAGACUAGUUCAAAUAGUUCCGAAAAAGGCGGGAGUAACUAUGGAAGAGAACCAGGAAGGCAAGAUGGUUCCGGUCAAAAAUCCCACAGGAUGGCGCCAGUUCAUCGACUACCGGCGACUGAACGCCGUGACCAAAAAGGACAACUUCCCUAUCCCUUUUAUUGAUCAGAUGAUAGAGAGGUUGGCUGGUCAUGUUUAUUAUUGUUUUCUUGAUGA
Molecule: messenger RNA, 5448 nt
Organism: Coffea arabica (coffee)
Lineage: Eukaryota; Viridiplantae; Streptophyta; Magnoliopsida; Gentianales; Rubiaceae
Source: RefSeq, a predicted model, not a curated record